AUGGCAAAGAAUUUGGACACAUACGACUUCUCUUUUUGUCACUCUGCGCUUUCACAAUUGACGGUGUCACGAUAUUGGUUCUGGGAAAGAAGUUAUUACAUUGAAGAGGCUGAGCAUGACUCUCGUGUACGGCUCGAUCUAGCCAACGAUCAAUACAUGAUGAUAAUUAGCUAUCUUGAUCGAUCACUCUGCAAAGAAACCAUAAUCAUAAUGAUACUAAUCAUGCUGUCCAACCUAACCUUGGCGUUUAACAUGUCUCACAUGUUAUUAAUAUUUAACAAAAAAAGCAAUUCCUAUUUUGGAGAUCAAGCAAAUAAUUUCUCUAAAAUAAAAAGAGGCAUACAUACCUUGUACAGACUUACAAAGUAUUUUGUAGUCUUGGCUUUUGGCCAUCUCAUUGACGCAUGCUAUAAAAUAAUGUACCUUAAACAAAACACCAUAGGACCCAAUUACACCACAAGAAAAAACGACCUGUCAAAAAAAAAAGGGCAUUUUCAUCAAAAGCGAAAAACUUUGACCAGAAAACUCUUGGGGUGUGUGUAA
Messenger RNA from Phycomyces blakesleeanus NRRL 1555(-), 543 nucleotides. RefSeq lists its product as hypothetical. NCBI's taxonomy places the organism in Eukaryota, Fungi, Mucoromycota, Mucoromycetes, Mucorales, Phycomycetaceae. The transcript has 6 exons. The coding region runs from base 1 to 543 and encodes 180 amino acids. The record is from RefSeq and is a predicted model, not a curated record.